UCUUCAUAUUUUUAAUCACUCACGUUUAAGUUAGAGUUAGGUUAUAAUCUCGUCGUAUGCCUGCAUCAUACACUUACUUUUAAGUUUUUAAAAUUAGUUAAUUUUAAGGGAGAAAGUUUUGAGUUUUUUCCUUCUUAAAAGUAAGGGUAAAUAAGUGAAGUAACGAGCGAAAGGCGGGAAGGAGCGCGGCUUGACUCGUGCGUCGCAAAUUCCUGUGAAAGUUAAGACUUAGUGCGGAGCCCGUGGGACGUCAAGGCAGCCGGAGCGAAUCACCGUGAAACGAUUUGUAUCACUGGUUCGUGUGGUGGUUGGUCGCAUUGCAACGUCGUGCGUGUGUAGCAGCGUUGAUGUAUGCGUGAAUUCGAGUGAAAACGCAUCAGCGGGAGCAGCAGGAAAUUUACGGCCUUCAGCUACCUGAGCAGUAGAAGUAAGAGGAGCAGAUAAGCUAGGAUAAUUUCGGAGAAAUCCAUUCAUCAUUUGACAUAAUAGAAGCGGAGAUAUAAACAGCCGGCAUCUUGCUUGGAGCUUCAUACAUCAAGGAGAGUUCGGGGGGGACGGAACGUCACACCACCAACACACACACACGCGCGGCUUGUGGGAAAUUUCAGUUCAGCGCGCUGGCGAGCUGAUCGACAUUCGGAGAUUACAAUUCUUGGAGACGGCGAUAAGACAACACUGUUGUUAGAAGAGCACAUCCGAGCUGCAUAGAGCGCUUUAUCACGCGUGAAGUUUGCCGACGUUCAGUGUCCUCAUUGCCCGCGGCCGCAUUCUAUUUUGUCGCCGUCGUCAUUUUGUAGCGAGUGGUGUGUGAAAACUAUUUUCUUCCCGUUAGUGACAUCCAGUUCGCGGGAAAGCAUACGAUUUAACCAUUGAGGGUAGUGCGUGAUUUGACCAAGUUUUGGCAACAAUUGAAAGCAGCUGGAGCUAGUUUUCCUUUGGAAGUGUGUGCAGGCGCGUGUUCGGAGCCAACGUGUGAUCCGGAGUCGGCUUUUUUUUACUGGAAUCACUUUCCUCGCGCUGCGAUACGCAAGCAUUUUCCGCGAGUGUUAAGCGAAUACUUGGGCUACUUGGCCUGUUUUUACCCUAGAUUUUAAGCGAAAAAAACCGCCAAAAUCACGACGACACAGUAUAAACCCAAACCGAAUAACUUCGCAAUGGAGGAAGACGAGAGGGGAAAAUUGUUUGUUGGCGGCCUAUCGUGGGAAACGACACAGGAAAAUCUAUCGCGACAUUUCUGCCGCUUUGGUGAGAUAAUCGAUUGUGUUGUGAUGAAGAAUAAUGAGACGGGUCGAUCGCGUGGAUUUGGUUUUGUCACGUUCGCCGAUCCGGCCAACGUGAAUCAUGUGCUGCAGAGUGGGCCGCACACGCUCGACGGUCGUACAAUUGACCCGAAGCCGUGCAAUCCCCGCACGUUGCAGAAACCGAAGAAAGGAGGUGGCUACAAGGUGUUUUUGGGCGGGCUGCCCUCAAAUGUGACGGAGACCGAUUUGCGUACGUUCUUUGGACGCUACGGCAAAGUGACGGAAGUGGUCAUCAUGUACGACCAGGAGAAGAAAAAGUCGCGCGGUUUUGGCUUCUUAUCGUUCGAAGAGGAGUCCGCUGUGGAAUGUGUGACGAAUGAGCGAUACAUCAACUUGAACGGCAAACAGGUCGAAAUCAAGAAAGCUGAGCCGCGAGAUGGAUCUGCUGGUGGUAAUUCAGCUGGUGGUGGAAUUGGCGGUGGUUACGGUAAAAUGGGAAAUGAUACGAAUCAAUGGGGACCGCACCACGGUGCCCCAAUGAAUAUGAUGCAAGGACCUAACGGUCAAAUGGGUGGACCACCAAUUAACAUGCCUUUGGGAGCUCCAAACAUGAUGCCAGGAUACCAAGGUUGGGGAACGUCGCCGCAGCAACAGGGCUACGGCUAUGGCAAUAGUGCCCCUGGAUCAUACCAAGGUUGGGGUGCUCCACCAGGGCCCCAAGGUCCACCACCUCAUCAAUGGAGUAAUUAUGGAGGUCCUCAACAGACCCAAGGCUAUGGCGGUUAUGAUAUGUACAACUCUUCUUCGACCGCUGGUCCGAACGGUCCAUCGGGAGGCGGUAAUUGGAAUACGUGGAAUUUGCCACCAAAUUCAGGUCCGGCAGCUGGACCCGGUGCUGGUGGUGGAUCCGCCAACGAUAUGUAUUCGCGCACUCAAACAUGGGGUGCAGGCGGCCCAUCAGCAACUGGUCCAGUUGGCGGCAUUCCACGUACUGGACCUGGAAAUUCCGCUUCCAAAUCUGGAUCGGAGUACGACUACGGCGGUUAUGGUUCAUACGACUACGACUACACCAACUACAGCAAGGAUCAGUCGGCUUCAACUUACGGUGGUGGUCCACGGUCAACAUAUGGCAAUGAUAGUUCAUCCCAGCCACCGUACCCUGCAUCGCAAGCUGUUUAAGAGAAAUUUAUCAUUUUACAUAAAAACGAUAAAUAUACAUAAUUAACGAAACCCUAUAAUUAUAAAAUAUAUAUUAACCCAAUUUAAGAAAACACAAAUAAAUAAGAAAGAAAAAGAAGCAAAUUUUAUCAACAGAAACAAAUCUAUUUAGCUAAUUUAAUUAUAAAAAAAAUAAACAAAUAUAAUACGCAACUUAAAUUUAAUUAUACAAUACACGUAUAGAUACAAAUAAAAUCGAAACAAUAGAAUUUUCAGAGAAUUAAGUUUAAUACACUAUCAGGAUUAGAAAGCAUGUAAAGAUAUAACUUUAGUUUACAUAUGUAUCUUACUAUUACAUUAUUAACAAGAAACACAUACGGAACUGGCAAGAAAACCGAAAAUGCGUAAUCCACACACAUCCAACCAGACCAGACAGUAAGCACUCCUUUCUUAUUUCUAUUUAAAUACAAAACGGGAGUCAUAUUCUAUAUUUAGAUAAAAAUGAGAAAGUGUUGAGAAUAAACCAACCAACCACGACAUAAUUUUUUUUUUUGAUUUGCAUUAUCUUAUUAUUAAUAUAAUUUAAUAAUAUCUUAAUUACUAGAAUUAGCUUCAUACGGUUUUAACAAUAAUUGAAUUAUUAAGGAGAAAAUCAACCCCCACAAAUUUGAACGAGAAUUAGUUAUUUUUUUUGCUAUAAUUUAAUCAUAAACUUAAUACAUUAUUCAAAUAUCGAUCAUAACGAACUACAAGAGGAGGAAAAUACAACAUCCACACAAUAAUUAAGGAGUAUAUGUAUAUGUAAAUUAUAUAUAAUACAGAUUAUGAAGAGGAUAUAUAUAAUAAUUAUUAUUGAUAAUAUUAACAUAUUUACAGAAUAAGAAAUAGAUAACAGAUAACUAUUUUACGGAAUAAGUUCAAAAUUGCCUGACGUAAAUAAUUUAAAUGGAUCAAGGAGGAAAACGUGCUAGGAAACGAGCUCUAGAUUACACCAACUGCAAGGGAAAAACUCAAUACAAACAAGCAUUUAGUUAUAUCUAUUGUGUAUUAAUCUAGAGGAAACAAAGCAACAAGAAAAACAAACAAGUUAAUAAUAAAAUUAUAAUUGAAAUGACUGUUAAUUGUAAAACCAAUUUAUUAUUAUAUAUAUACGAUUCAGAAUGAUGUAAACACACCAAGUUUAACCUUUAAAACAAAAACAAAACAGAAAACAAUCCUCUUUUUAUUAGUAUUUUUUGUGACUUUCACCACCUGAUAUUAAAGGUUUUUAUGUAUGAAAAAAGAUGGAUAAAAUCAAUUCGUGUCCAAAAUUGGUGCAAGUUGUAUAUUUUGUCCAGUUUAGGUUUGGAAAUGGGGGUCGUAGCAAAUUUUAACCAUAUAAAGGUUUUCGGUAUUCUGGUUUUGGGAUGCUUGAUAGAUUUGUUAUUCGAUUGAAAUCGUACUAACAGCACGAUAUCCUUCCGAAUUUGGCUGGUCAUUCAGUUGUUUUCAUUUUUAGCGGAAGCUACUCUAGCGAAAAGAUAAUGCAGUCCCUCAACUCCAAAUUUCGUUACUUUUCAAUUCCCCCCUUUAUGGUUUGGUUGGUUUGUACAGGUUCAUAUGAAACACGGAAUAAUGUGGGGAACUUUCCAUCUCACACUCUUCACUUUUCAAUUUGUUCUAAAUUUUUCGUUCAAUUUGAUUUUCAAAUCGCAAAUUUCGUCUCUACACGAAACGUUAAUAUAAUAUUUAGAUAAAUGAAACAGUACCUUCCUCGUAAUUGUAAUUAUGUGUAAUGCUCUGAUUAUAAGUAAAAAUUACAAAUCAAAUAUACACAAUCCUCCUGGUAAGCGAAAAUAAGGUAAUAUAUUUAUUAAUGAGAGAAAAUAACUAAGAUGGAAUCUAAGCAAAUAGACGAAGGUAAAAUUUGAGCAGUAACAUAAUUGUAAAGUUUAUAUUUUAAAUCGCAAGGUAGUGUAUUCGAUUGUCGCUCAUUUCACCAUGAUCAAGACUUUAGUCGGAUAAUUUUCCUCUUUCUUUCCUCCAAAAUUUUAAACUGAAUUUUCUUCAAGAGAAAAUUUAUGCAACUACACGAGAGAUUCUAAAUUUCAUGGGAAAAUCGUAAAAAUAAGCUCUACAUUAAAUUAAAAUAGAAAAAACAAAGCAACAAACAGCAAAAACUUGUGUUUAAGGCUUAGAAUGUACGGAACCCGAAAAGUGAUCUUUUUUAUUAAAAAAAAAUUUAAAUUUUAAAACAUAGAUUUCUAUUUCGCUAUAAAUUAAGAAAAGCACAUAAGUAGACAACUAAAAUCAAGUCAGAUAUAAAGUUAAACCCAGAGUAAAACUAUUUAAGGCAAUGUUUGUACGUCUGCUAUUUUUUUACGUUGCAGUUUAUAUAUAUUAAAUUUUAGAAGUUUCUUUUUUUUUUUGUAAUUUAAACUAUUUGAAGGUUUUAAAAGUGAAGAUAUUUAAAAUUCAGACUUAAGGAAGAAUUAAACAAAGAAACGUAGAACGGCAAGCCGAGUAAGUGAUAGUGAUACUACAAUGGUUAAAUAACACUUUUUAAUUGUAUCGUAAAGAAAGUUGAAUCGUGAGCUGAUUAACGACAAACUUUUAUUUUGUGUUAGUAUAUAGAGAUAUGGUAGCAAAUAAUUUCGUUUUUAUAUACUAUUUCGUUUCCUUUUGUAUAAAUAGAAAAGUUCACUUCGCUACCUACACCUACUGUUACAUUUUACGGCGUCUACAUUAAUAGUAUCCUAUUUAAUUUUCAUUUAAUUUUUGUCACUUCCUUAGAGUAAUUUUUCGGGUUAAAGAAAGAAAUCAGAUUUAAUAUAUAUCUAAAUAUAUGAAAAGCAGGCUUAAUUUUAAUUAAAUUUAGAACAAAAACGGAAAAAAUUCAAAAAAGUUAACUCUACAAUACAAUUUUUCACUAUUAUAUUACCGACUAGACGAAAAUCAUUAUAAAACCUAAAAUUUAAACUUAGAGAAAUGAAACAGAAAGCUGUGGUUUUUUACAUUAUUAUUAUUAUUAUAAAAAUAAAGUAACAUAGUUUCGCAUUCGUACGUUAGAUCAUAGAGAAGAUAAAAAUAAAGAGAAAUUACUACAGAUUAAAAUUCAGAUGUAAAGCGUCAAACAAGAAACUACCAACUCCUCGUCUGAUUAGAUUUUAGUGCGCUGCUACAUAGUUGCUGUUGUUUUAUCAUUUUUAUUUUUGUUUCUUAUAAAGUACACCCAUAUGUAUAGAAACUGUCUUAUUAAUACGAAUGUCAUCUGCUCGACUACACUAUACAUAUUAUCACUUGAAUGAAAAACACAAUUUUUUGCCUAUUUUCUUUAUUCUUUAAUUCGAAUAGAAGAAAGAGAAAAUAUAAACAAAUUGAGACUAAAAUGUGGCAAUAACAUAUAAUAAUUAUUACGUGUUAACUUGUUUCUAAGCAAAGUUGAAAUUAUUUUUUCUCUUGAUUUUUUUUACAAAUGACAAAGCCAAUUAAAUUUAAAGAAUAUUAUUGCCUUUCAUUUACAUAUAAAAUACAAAAACAAAUAUACAUGCA
This is a messenger RNA of Hermetia illucens (black soldier fly), 5930 nucleotides long. RefSeq names its product heterogeneous nuclear ribonucleoprotein 27C (gene Hrb27C). Gene Ontology annotation, molecular function: RNA binding. Lineage: Eukaryota; Metazoa; Arthropoda; Insecta; Diptera; Stratiomyidae. The record is from RefSeq and is a predicted model, not a curated record. Bases 1155 to 2420 code for a protein of 421 amino acids. The transcript is spliced from 3 exons.